Camelina sativa (false flax) is the source of this 468-nucleotide messenger RNA. The record is from RefSeq and is a predicted model, not a curated record. NCBI's taxonomy places the organism in Eukaryota, Viridiplantae, Streptophyta, Magnoliopsida, Brassicales, Brassicaceae.
AUGGUUUCUCGAAGAAUCAUCCACGGCCGAAGACUUGGGAGGAUUCCAUUUUCGUUUCUAGAGGAUAUUCAUGAGAGGUUUGUUCGGACUUAUGGACGCGCAAUUCAUUCAGAUUCAGCACAAGCUUAUGCAAUGAAUGAUGAGUUCUCAAGAGUUCUCAGCCAACAGAUUGAGUAUUACUCUAAUGAUCCUAAUGCCGAUUGGAUUAAUCGAAUUAAGGGUGAAAUCAGGCCCGGCCCACCCAUAAGGCAGCUAAAUCAUGUGAGGGAUGUCAUGAGAGAGAACAUUGAAAAAGUUCUUGAUAGAGGCGAACGUCUUGAGCUUCUUGUCGAUAAAGCCGAAAAUAUGCAAGGGAAUACUUUCCGGUUUCGAAAGCAAGCUCGUCGUUUCAGCAACACGACGAGGUGGAGAAAUUGCAAGCUCAUGCUACUUUUAAUACUAGUAUUGUUGGUGAUCAUAUACGGUGCG